Molecule: messenger RNA, 468 nt
Organism: Rotaria sordida
Lineage: Eukaryota; Metazoa; Rotifera; Eurotatoria; Philodinida; Philodinidae
Source: the annotation of a GenBank genome assembly
AUGAUGCGUCUAAUCAUAAAAUUAACGUUGGCUGUACUUAUAUUGCUCAAUAGUAUUCUACAAAUCGAUGGUUUUAUUGCUGUUUCUCUAUCACAUUAUGGUCAAAAUUAUGAUGAUAUAAUAGCUUCAGAACGGCAAGUUGAAAAUGAAGACUUCGACGAAGUUUACAAAGUAUUGACAGAACUUAUCAGUCGUUUAGAAGAAGAUGAUCAACAAACUAUCUUGAAUAUCAUUCAACUGACUGCAACUAUUGAAACUGGUUCAUGUAUUCAAGACGAAGAAAUACGAAAAAGUUUCGUUGGUGAUUUGUACGAUUAUGUUGUAGAGGUGUAUCCCAUGUACAAAGAUAAAUAUCAUCAAUUACUGGAAAAAUUAGAUAGUGUUGAUCAAGUCAAUUUAAAGAAGAUAGUUGAUAGAGCAAAAACAGUAGCAUUAGAGAGGUGUCAAUCAUUAACUAGUAAUGAAUAA